Molecule: messenger RNA, 828 nt
Organism: Thlaspi arvense
Lineage: Eukaryota; Viridiplantae; Streptophyta; Magnoliopsida; Brassicales; Brassicaceae
Source: the annotation of a GenBank genome assembly
AUGGCAACGACAGAGGUAAAACCCUCCGCGGAUAGAAAAAGUAAACGGAAACCAUCACUUGGUCCGAAGAAAGAUUUGAAGAAGAAGAAGAUUAAGAAGUCGAAAGCUCCUGCCUUUGAUGAGACCAUUGAAAGAAACGAUCAGAAGAGCGAGAACGACGGCGACGAACAACCGGCAUCGGCUUCAGAACAGCUUAGCUACUUCUUGAAUCAGCUUGAAUCCGCCAUUAGUGUCCGGGUUUCUACUUUAGAGCUCGAUCCCAUUAAAGAUAAGUGUAUAGUUGAGUUAUCACAAAGUUUGGAGCGAGAUGUAAGCAACUUGGGAGAGCAUAUAAAGAUGUCUUGUGGGUCUUCAUGGAGAGAGACUCUUUGUGAAGGAGAGACUAUUGAAGGGAAAGUUGAACCCGGAAGCCCAUCUGUUCUCGUUAUUAGCUCAUCUGCUCUGAGAUCUUUGGAACUUCUAAGGGGUUUGCAGUCACUGACUAAGCAAUGUCCAGCAGUGAAGUUGUUCUCAAAGCAUUUGAAGGUUGAGGAACAGGUUUCUCUGUUGAAGAAACGGGUUAAUAUUGGGAGCGGCACACCGAGCAGAAUCAAAAAGCUAAUCGACAUAGAGGCAUUAGGGCUUUCACGUUUAGAUAUGAUUGUGCUCGACUUGCACACAGAUGUCAAGGGAUUUUCCUUAUUCACAUUGCCCCAAGUCAGAGACGAGUUUUGGGAUUUGUAUAAGAACUGCUUCCACCGGAGAGUGUUGGACGGAAGUCUACGUAUCUGUCUGUAUGGUCCAAAGGCACCAGCUCCAAAGCUUAAGAAGACUAAGAAGCAGAGAUAG